UUUUGGUUCCUCGUCCUCGUCAGUAAAUAGUAAACUUGUGUGGGUGCACAGUCUUCAGUUGGCAUGACUGGGCACUGGGCAAAAAUGAAUGGCUAACCUGAAAACAGGUUCAAUAGACGUUUCUCCACCUAGGACCUAGACAACCAGAUUUUAGAUCUAGAUUAGCAUCUAACAUCAGUCAGGAUCAGCAAGCUGUGGAUUUACAAAGCGGCAUUAAGAGCAACAUCACCAGCUACAAAUGUAGUGUGAAGUAAAAAGAAGAACAAACAAGCUGGUUGGUUUUCCUGUAUGUCCAUCUCCAUCUCCUCUUGUAGCUCCACCUCCACUCGGGUGCUUUCGUAUUCUCAUCAUCAUCAUCAUCAUCAUAUCACUAGACUGUACAAGUGUAGAGUAGACUGUAGAUACUGUAGAGCGUAAUAUACAGGACUGAUUGACUUGGUAUGCAUCACACAUCGCGCAUAGCUAUCUCGUGACCUGUGUAUGUAUAAUGUGGCUCAGUGAGCGGAUAUCACGGAUAUUUCUCUCAGUUACUCAUGAGAGUAGAAUCAAGCAGGAGCAGGAGUUGGAGUACUGAGUGCGUUGAAAAUGGCGUCACUGGUUAAAUAAUUUAUCACUAGUGAUAUGUCCAGCUUGGGGUCAUCGAGUGUUUACGUUAACGGUUCAUCGUCAUGAUAAACAAUUGAUAAUAAAGUAAAGCAUAAGCAAAAGCAAAAGCAACAAUCAUCAGUACUGUCUAUUCAACAAACCAACAAGUGAUUUACGUUGGUCACUUACACAUACACGUGGGCUAUCUAUUAUUGCCUUACCCAAAGCUUACGUCCGUCCAAAUAAUGACAUGGGAAUUUGCAGCAGAAGACAUUUUUUACUGACGAUAUGUACUCUGCAACUCCUAACAACGAUAGAACGCCAGGUGUUCGACUUUCUGGGGUUUAUGUGGGCCCCGAUACUGUUCAACUUUUUUAAUAUUAUUUUUGUUAUUCUCGGCUUUUUUGGAGCCUUCCAGUAUAGACCAAAAUAUAUUAUAUCUUACUGUAUAUGGGAUACACUUUGGCUAGCAUGGAAUAUAUUUUGCAUAUGUUUCUACCUGGAAGUCGGUACACUAGAUAAGCAUAGUGACAUUUUGAACCUGAAGACGGGGAGUUUCUCCUGGUGGCAGGUCAACGGCCCGGGCUGCAAACCCAACUACGACACCAUUGAGCCGGAGUUAUUAAGACCGACGCGGCCUAAAAACGUUACCGACUGCCUAUUAAGUUAUGAGGUCAUCGAAGUCUUGCACGCGUCAACGCAGUGUCUGCUGGCCCUUAUGGCCAUCGUCGGCGGAAUAUGUCUGAGCCGCGCGUUCCUCGAAGAGGAUGACAGUUCACGAAUUAACAAAAGGAAAAAGCAGACUCGGCCACUGUACAGUAUAGAAUAUUCGCAACCGGAGCCGCCAGUUCAGGAUGACAGCGUGUCCCCGAAGCCGAUGACACCUAGACGAGUUAAACGUCGAUCAGUUAUUUCCCGCGACGGUACCCGUAGGUCUAGCAACCGGCGGAGCUCAGUCCGGCAGUCAACCACCCGACGUAAGAAUCCAGUUAACCGAAUAAUGGAGCAGCAGGAGAGCUUGUACGCCAACACGAUGCCUAGUCCGCUGACCAACCAGAACGUAAACUCUCUGUCCCAGGGUACGCUCAAUUACGACCGAAUCGCCAGCACCUGGGACAGGGAGAGACAGUGGCAGCCUGAGGCGGUAAACAUGGCCGUCUCCUCGCCCUCACUCUGGACUCCCGACCCCAAUUACUCGAACAUCACGAACCUCGCCUCCAGUUCUGCCCAGAGCUGCUGGGACAACGCUGCGAGUUCCACGAGGCACCUAACAGACAACACCUGGCAAGGGAACGAGCCCAGUUGCAGCUCUGCGAUGCAGUGGCAGGGCCAAAGCAAUCCCACUUUCCAGCAGACCAGCAUCCAGAGUCUCAACCAUCAUGAGGAUCACGAGGAUCUGUACAGCAACAGACCUGCCAGUGCCAGGUCCAGCUACAGCAAUUAUCACGGGAUCAGAGCCACCCCCCAAGUACCAAAUAGGACUGACAUCGUGAGACAGAGCCAGCGGCAAUUCGUCUUAAGUGGCCCGCCCGCUUAUCAAGACACCGUUAUUUAAAAAAAUUAUUAUUGAUACACUGUAAAAAAUUUUCGGAGUGAACGCGGAGUAAAAUUUAGGAGGAAGGGGAGUUUAUUUUAAUACUAAAAUUCCGAAUCGGAGUAAAUGCGGAUUUAAAUAAAAUUCAGAUCACUCCGAAAUCACUUCGCUGAAAAGACAAACUCCUUAUUUACUCCAUAUCCCAGAUAGCAAAAUGACGUCUUGAUGAGUUCUGAAUGAGUUCCUAUUUAUGAUUUGGACGUCUUAAUAACAUGUUAAAGAAGUCUUUAAGAAGUUCUCAAGAUGUCGAAUGCGCCACCUAACGAACUCAGUAAGACGUCUUUAAAAAGAGUUCUUUUUUUUGACUCCGCAAAUAAGACUUCAGAAUGAACUUACUAUGACGUCUUAAGGAGUUCCUAAUUUUGACUUCAUUUUGACUUCAAAAAAGUUAAAAAAAGAAUACAUUACGUCACAAAACUGACGUCUUAUUUAUGGAGUCUUCAAGAACUCUUAAUUAAGAGUUCUUAAAAAUGACACCUUUAAGAAGUCAUUAUAUGACUUCUUGAAGACUCCUUCAAAAAUACGUCGUAAAGCAGUCAUUCUGACUUGAAUGCUGUCUGGGAUGUCGAGUGAUUUUUUUUACUCCGAAACUCCGAAUGACAGUGAAUCCGAACUUAAGUAAAAUCCGUAAUCACUCCUGAUUUUUUACAGUGAUAUUAAUAAUCACGUAAUUUAUAAGAAUGUAGUUGAUAUUUUGACUGAUUUUAUGAGCUUUAUUUUAAAUAGUUUUAUUUAAUACUUGUGACAUUAGAGUGUAAGCAUAAAUCAAAAGCGGCUCGUACAUUCGGUAAAAUGUACCUGUAAUAUUUUUUCAUUUUUUUACAUUUUACAACUUAAACAAUUAUCAUUAUUAUUAUUAAGAAUUUGAUUGCGUUGGUAAAUCGAGAAUGAUAACCAAAGUAUUAAUAACACAUCGAUUAUUUUUUAUUGUUAAGUAGAUAAUACACUCACAUACAUUCACACCACACUAACAUUUGUAUCUAAGUAUUAUUUAAUCAUGUAAGUAAUAUGACACAAAGUAUAUAUACAUAUAUAUACAUAAUUUCUAAGAAUCUCCAGAGGUAUUUUAAAUAAAAGUACCGAUAAAUUCCAUGGCUAUUUUAUAACGAUCUCGCGAAUGACAAGUAGUUUUUUUUUAUAAAUAUUAUUAUUAU
Microplitis mediator is the source of this 3333-nucleotide messenger RNA. It is a transcript of the gene NKAIN, whose product is annotated as sodium/potassium-transporting ATPase subunit beta-1-interacting protein. Gene Ontology annotation, biological process: regulation of sodium ion transport. The record is from RefSeq and is a predicted model, not a curated record. The transcript is spliced from 7 exons. The coding region runs from base 836 to 2140 and encodes 434 amino acids. Lineage: Eukaryota; Metazoa; Arthropoda; Insecta; Hymenoptera; Braconidae.